Rotaria sordida is the source of this 2049-nucleotide messenger RNA. Lineage: Eukaryota; Metazoa; Rotifera; Eurotatoria; Philodinida; Philodinidae. The record is from the annotation of a GenBank genome assembly.
AUGUGGCUGCAUGAAAAAUUUUAUGAUGCUGAAAAGCUCCUGAAAUAUAAUCCAAAUUGGGUACUUUACACGAUUUCUGAUCGAUAUGCCUAUUUUACACUCUUACCAAAACCAAUUGCAGAAUAUAAUGUGAGAAAUGCACCUUUUCUUUUCUUGAAACAGUUUACUGAUGCUCUCAAAUUAGCUCGAAUGCCAAUAAAAGAUUUUUGUACUUUUGCAUGCCAUUCACUAGGACCUAUGAAAGGAAAACAAACUUCAAGAUCAGAUCAAAUGGCUACCGAUCUUGAAUGUCAGACGUCGAUAACAACUCCUGAAAUCGAUGAACGUCUUUAUUCACGACAACUACAAAUAUUUUGUGAUUUUGGUCAAAACUUCAAAGUACUCGAUACAAAUGGUGAAGAUUCAAUAACAGAAGAAAUAGUCGAUUCAAUCAGUCACGAUGAAAUUGGUAUUGUAUCAAUAGCGACAUAUACAAAACAUGGUUUCGAAGAUGGAUCAUACGUUACUGUUCAUGAUGUGAAAGGAAUAACUGAAAUUAAUGAUCGUGAAUUCAAAAUCACUGUACUAGGUAGGGAAAGAUUAUGUUUAGAUCCAUAUACAUUUACUAUCGGUGACACAAGAAAUGUUGGUGUUUAUAAAGGUAGUGGAACAGUCACUGAAGUCAAAAAAGCAGAAACUGUGCAUUUCAUGUCAAUGUCUGCUAAGCUUCAUUUAUCAUUUCAAGGUUUAUCACUUUUUCAAAACCAAUAUAAUGCAUUGCCUCAACCAUGGAAUGAUGAUGAUGCAGAUAAAUUCUAUGAAAUAGUUGAGAAAUUAAAUAGAGAAAAUGGUGAACAGGUAUUAACAGAUCAACUAAAUAAACAUUGGAUAAGACUAUUUGCUAAAACAUGUACUGGUGAUUUAUGUCCAAUUCAAUCUGUUAUUGGUGGUAUUGCUGCUCAAGAAGCAAUCAAAGCAGUGACAGGAAAGUUCUCAGAAAGUCAAUAUGUUGAUCGUCAUUGUGUCUAUUGUCGACAACCAUUGGUAGAUAGUGGUAUAUUUAGUACAAAAGCAAGUAUUCAAGUUGUUGUACCAUUUCUUACUGAAUCAUAUUCAUCUACCAACGAUCCAUCCGAUUCAACAGUAGACCUGAGUACUGCAAUAAAUUUUCCAAUUUCUAUUAACCAUAUUAUUCAAUGGGUACUCUAUACUUUUUCUGGUCUAUUUACAAUUCCUGGUCAACAAAGUGAAGAAUUUAUGCGGGAUCCCAAAGAUUUCGCUGAACGAACAGCUAAAAAGCCCUCUGAAGAUGAAAAAAAUGAAAUUGUUGAAAAUUCUCGAAAUCUCUUCGAACAACAAUUUCAUAAUGCAAUUGCUCAGUUACUUCAUAAUUUCCCACGUGAUCAUGUGACAUAUAGAGGUGAACUUUUUUGGAGUGGAUAUAGACGAUGUCCACAUAUAUUGAAAUUUGAUGUUAACAAUAAACUUCAUUUGGAUUUCAUUAUUGCUGCAUCCAAUUUAUUUGCACAUAUGUAUAAUAUCCCACAAAUAUGUGAUCGUCAAUUUAUUGCACAAGAAGUAACAAAAGUACAAGUGCCUGAAUUUAAACCAAAAGAUAUUUCCACAGCAGAUAACGAUAGUAACCAAUGGAGAUUUGAUGAUCAGCAACGAAUGAAUGUUCAAAAGGAAAACAAUUCAUCCGUUGAACAACUUCUUAAUCGAUUGCCUAAACUUGAUGAAAUAGUUGACAUUAACAUUCAACCAUAUGAAUUAAAAACAGACGAUGAUACGAAUUUUCAUAUGGAUUAUAUAGGAGCAACAACUCUUUUACGAGCUGAAAACUAUCAGAUACAAAUAGUUGAUCGAAGUCAAAUUAAAAGAAUUGCUGAAAAUAUAAUUCCAGCUAUUGUAACAACAACAGCAAUGGUUACAGGUCUUGUUUGUCUUGAAGUUUAUAAAUUAAUUCAAGGUCAUAAGAAGAUUGAAUCAUAUCGAAAUGCAUGCCUUAAUUUGGCUUUACCAUUGUUUGCAUUUUUUGAACCGGUACCACCAAAAUGUCAAAAGGUAUAG